Messenger RNA from Echinops telfairi (small Madagascar hedgehog), 1431 nucleotides. It is a transcript of the gene NOP53, whose product is annotated as NOP53 ribosome biogenesis factor. Gene Ontology annotation, molecular function: 5S rRNA binding. The transcript is spliced from 12 exons. Bases 1 to 1431 code for a protein of 476 amino acids. Gene Ontology annotation, biological process: rRNA processing; ribosomal large subunit assembly. Gene Ontology annotation, cellular component: nucleolus. The record is from RefSeq and is a predicted model, not a curated record. Lineage: Eukaryota; Metazoa; Chordata; Mammalia; Afrosoricida; Tenrecidae.
AUGGCCGCGGGAAGUGGUGCUGCUGGUAGGCGCGCGCGCUCCAAGAGCGCGGCCGAUUCCGGCUUCUUGGGGCUCAGGCCCACCUCGGUGGACCCGGGUCUGAGGCGGCGGCGACGAGGCCCGCGAAAUAGGAAGCGGGGCUGGCGGCGGCUGGCGCAGGAGCCGCUGGGGCUGGAGGUGGAUCAGUUCCUGGAGGACGUGCGGCUGCAGGAGCGCACCACCGGGGGCUUGGUGGCAGAGGCGCCCGAUGAGAAACUCUUCUUUGUGGACACCGGCCCCAAGGAGAAAGGCCUGAAGAAGAGGGCGAAAGGUGGGAAGAAGUCGUUGCGUCUCAAGAAGCCCCUCCGGAUCGACCGCACCCUUGAGAAUACAUCCUCGAUCCCCGUCCCCAAAGAUGUCCUCGCCCACCAGGUCCCCAACGCCAAAAAACUCAGGCGGAAGCAGCAGCUAUGGGAGAGGCUGGCCAAGCAAGGCGAGCUGCCCCGAGAAGUGCGGAGGACCCAGGCCCGGCUCUGCCAGCCCCCAACUGACAAGGCCAAGCCUGGGCUCCCGGACACCGCCGAGCGGCCCUUCUAUGACCUCUGGGCCCCUGACAACCCUCUGGACCGGCCGCUGGUUGGCCAGGAUACCUUCUUCCUAGAGCAGACCAAGAAGAAAGGCAUCAAGCGACCUGCGCGACUCCUCACCAAGCCCUCCCAACUGCCUGCCCUGGAGGUGACGCCGGCUGGAGCCUCCUACAACCCGACCUUUGAGGACCACCAGGCUCUGCUCCAGGCAGCCCAUGAAGUGGAGCUGCAGCGGCAGAAGGGAGAAGAGAAGCUGGAGAGGCAGUUGGCUCUGCCCACUGCUGACCAGGCUGCCACCCAGGAGUCCACAUUCCGAGAGAUGUGUGAGGGACUGCUGGAGGAGUCAGAUGCGGAUGGGGAGCCAGGGGAGAGCCAGGGGCCCGAGACCACAGGAGACCAGGCCUGGCCCAGGCCCACCCGCCUGGCCCCGAACCAGAAGAAGACAGAGCAGCAACGACGUCGGGAGAAGGCUGCUCGGAGCCUGCGGGCAAAGCGGGCUGCGCUGCGGGCCGCUCAGCUCAGGCACCAGGAGCUCUUCCGGCUGCGGGGGAUCAAGGUCCAGGUGGCCCAGCGGCUGACAGAGUUGGCCCGGCGGCGGGACAGGCGGCAGGCCCAGAGACUGGCUGAUGCAGACAAGCCCCGCAGGCUGGGGCGACUCAAGUACCAGGACCCGGACAUUGAUGUGCAACUGACCUCAGAGCUGGCAGACUCCCUCCGGACCCUGAAGCCCGAGGGUAACAUCCUCCGGGACCGAUUCAAGAGCUUCCAGAAAAGGAACAUGAUUGAGCCGAGGGAGAGAGCCAAAUUCAAGCGCAAGUACAAAGUCAAGUUGGUGGAGAAGCGUGCAUUCCGAGAGAUCCAGUGA